Messenger RNA from Nylanderia fulva, 3197 nucleotides. RefSeq lists its product as uncharacterized. Lineage: Eukaryota; Metazoa; Arthropoda; Insecta; Hymenoptera; Formicidae. The record is from RefSeq and is a predicted model, not a curated record. Gene Ontology annotation, biological process: intracellular signal transduction; cell surface receptor protein tyrosine kinase signaling pathway.
GAAUUCUUGCAGCGUGGUCAACUCGGUGACAGCCAUCGCGUCACCCUUCCUCGUGGAUCGUUUCUCGUGCGAUAUUAAACCGGAAAACGAUAUUCGCAGACGAGACUGUCGUCGCACGGACAGCGAAUUCUGGCGUCUACGCGACCUCCGGCUUUGCACUCAUGGCUGCAGAAUUUUUCCAUUGCUUUUCGGCGCAGGCGCAGUCGCAGUCAUCGAAAUCUCGCGGAGGGAAAUUCCGAAUGAAUAUGAGUCCCGAGAUGUGAAGGAAUUCAAUGGAGAUUAGAGGGAAAAUGUUUGCCGCAGGCUCUCCAGAUAUUUGAGAGGAAUUACAUAUUCAUCGUCUUAUCAUAAUUGAUAUUCUUAUCAAAAGAAAAAUCGACUCCAAAUUGACGAAAUUUGUUGGAAUUGAGGUCGCAAUUCGUGAGAUAUCCUGGAUAUUGAAGGAAUGUGAAACGCGGGCUUCUCCUAUCUGAUCUGGAAACUGAGACCUGGCGCGCAGGUACGCCAUGAGAAAGUGACCAAUCGCACGAACGACCAUUAACUCUCGCGAGGGUGGUGGCUGCCAGCCAAGAGGAUGGGGGAAUCGUCUGACAGACGGCUGCACGGCCGCAAAAACAGCCGAUACAGAUGCCGCGAGGCAGCGAGCGCGCACGUGUGAUGGUUUUUUUCCCCUUUUUUUUUCUCUGCAAUGUCCAAGAAGCCGUCGCGGAGCGAGGCCCUCGACGACAUCUCCGUCUGGGACACGGAAGAGGUGCUGUGCCUGCUGCGCAAGAACGGACUGGAGGAAUGUUGCAACGCAGUGGUGAAACGGCAAAUCGACGGCGAUGAGUUGCUACACUUGACGGAUGGGAAGCUGGCUCUCUGGAAGAGUGACCUCACGCGUCCGCUGAUAGGACAAUUGUGGGCCUUUGUGCAAGAAUUAAACAAGUGUCCGGAGAAAUAUUUACCGAAUAAAAUUACAGAAACGCAAUUACAGAACGAUGAUCACUUAAGCGACAGCGGUUCCUGGGGCACCGAUUUCGAUGAUGAGGCGACCGAAGAAAACAAUUCCUUGGACGAUACGCAAGAGAUGGUAAAACCGAGUCUGAUCAAGAACAAGCAAACUCCGUUUUUGCAGAACAAUAGGAUUCCAAUUAGCAGAAUACCAACGCGAUCGUCGAAGAAAAUGGCAAAACCAAAGGAGGAAGAGACUUACGCUAAUUGCGAGUCUUCCUGCCAAGUUGAAGGGGAAAAUAUGUAUGCGAACUUUCAGGAGACGAAGAUAUCACCGACGAGAAAUAUCUCGAGAUUGCAUAGCCAGCUAGAAAAAACUCUGGCCGAGAAACUGAAGGAGGAGUUGAAGCGUAGGAAUCCCCAGCCGACACAGAAACCAGCGAUUGGUCCGAAACCGGAGACAAUACAGUCGCGAAUAACUGGCAAAAGACCCCCGCAGAAAUCUUUUCUACACAAUGCGCCGACGACGCAUCAACAAAUUCCCAAUGAUCAAAGCAAAGCGCAAAGAAGGAUGACCGUGCCACCACCGCCGGAACCUAAGAAGAACAAGGAUUAUACGUCCGUGGAAAUCAAGAAAGGGUCCGACAAGGAGUUACCGAAACCGCCGGCCACCAUAAGAAAUUUCGAUCUCGUGGCGAAUUUGCCGGCGCGAACGGAGGAAAGCGAGGACGAGUAUGAGACGUUCGACGAGAACAUCAUCGAGCAAGUACAGAAGAGCGAGAUCUCGCGGGUCGACAGCAAACAGUCGUUACACAGCGGUCGCCAGGGAUCAGUCGAGAGUGUUUAUAAGGCGCUCAGCGCCGCGAGUCAUGAGGAAGAGGAGGAGGAUUAUGAGAUUUAUGAAUCUAUUACGGAAACGCCAGAGGAUAAUGGUUACUUGAGUCCCAUUCGAAGGACGAGCGCUGUUCAACAAGAACCGCCUCCCUUACCCGCCAAACCAUCGCCGACUAAACCCUCGACUCUUCCUAGUAGAACCAAAGAGAAACACAAAGAACGAUCACCAGAUAAAAAAUCAGCCACAUUACCUCAUGCUGGCAGUAGCACUUCACUGUCAACUGAAAGAGCCACGAGACCGCUACCACCGCCGCCUGACACACAAUCUUUUGUCGAUAAACCCUGGUACCAUAAUGUAACGAGGGAGCAAGCGGCUACACUCAUCAAAGAACAAGGUACUUACAGUAAUCCGCAAGAUGGAUAUUUUUUAAUGAGACCAUCGACAACGAAUAUCGGCAAUCCCUUAGCUUUGGUCCUUUGGUAUAGGGACAGAGUUUACAAUGUUCCAGUUAGAAAGAGAAACGACAACAGAUACGCACUGGGCUCCGCGAAGGUGAACGAGCUGUCUUUUUCGACAGUCGAAGAGAUCGUGGCGUUUUAUACGAAGGAGGAAUUGAUGCUUCACAGCGGUGGUGUGCAGACCGGAAGCACGAAGUUGACUGACACUCCACCAAAGUAAUUUCCGCUAUGAUCAAUUCUACUACUGGAAGGAGAAAUAUUUGUCAAUCUCGUUGUAUAUAAGAAUUUUAUGCGAUAUCAACACUGCCGAGCAAACAUUUUUACUAGAUAUUGCAAAUCUAUCCAAAUACGUAGAUAGAUAGAUUAAUAUAGGACAGAUGGAUAAUUAGAAAGAUAGACUGACGAACAAAAUUUUAAACGGUGCCUCUUGGAUAUUUUCAUAUAUUUAAAAUAAUAUAAAUCACAUUUAGUGCGAGAUAUCUCUUUUUAUCAUGCUAAGAUAAAUUUUCUGUUCAUCUACAAUUUAUUAUAAUAAUUACAUAUGUGCCUUUGAUAAAGUGAUAUAAUAAGCUCAAUUAUUGAGCAACGGAUCUCUCUUUUGUGGAAUUUAAUAUAUUUUUAAAUAUAUAUACAUACAUUCAAUCUUUUACUAAUGUAGAAUAUAUAUAUUUAUGGCUGAUUUAUGCUUCUAAGAGAAUAAUCUUAUAUAUAUGAUAGAAUGGAGAAUAUUCUUUUGAGCGGAGAUACCAUUGUGUAUCGUUACUCUUCUGUAUCAGUAUUUAUAUAUUUUUGUGCACAAAAAUAGUUAAGAUAUAUCGUUCUUUAAUCUAAGAUAUAAAAGUGACUGUGUGGUGAUCCAUCGUUCGUGUGGGUUAUCUCUAUGAGCCUCUUGGCCCAUGAAAGCAUCAAUGUGAUGACAUAUAUGUGUGCAUAUAUUGCAAGACUUAAUUAAAUCUUUUUUUAGAAAACGA